Messenger RNA from Trypanosoma grayi, 330 nucleotides. RefSeq lists its product as hypothetical. The record is from RefSeq and is a predicted model, not a curated record. The coding region runs from base 1 to 330 and encodes 109 amino acids. NCBI's taxonomy places the organism in Eukaryota, Euglenozoa, Kinetoplastea, Trypanosomatida, Trypanosomatidae. The transcript has a single exon.
AUGCGCCGGUCAAGCGUCAAGGCACUACAUGCGAUGCGGUCGGAGAUCAAGGUGCGGAUGCUGCAGCGGAAUGUGGUGAACAGAACAAGACUGCGUCAGACGGAGUUAAGCAACUGCCGCAAGGAGUCAGACGAGAACAGCCGCAGCGAGGUGUCGGACGCAUACGCCUUUGUUGGCGCGGAGUUUCAGUGCGAUGUGUGUGACCCUGCUGUGCAGGAUUUUCUCCUAGCGCUGGAGGAGGAGAUACGGAACGAGCAGCUGGUGUCACUCUUCGACGAGAGCCAAGAGGCGGACUGGGAGGCGUACUACUCUCACCUCACCCAGUCAUAA